Morchella importuna is the source of this 504-nucleotide messenger RNA. RefSeq lists its product as uncharacterized. Gene Ontology annotation, cellular component: cytoplasm; cytoplasmic dynein complex. Gene Ontology annotation, biological process: microtubule-based movement. The record is from RefSeq and is a predicted model, not a curated record. The transcript is spliced from 5 exons. The coding region runs from base 1 to 504 and encodes 167 amino acids. Lineage: Eukaryota; Fungi; Ascomycota; Pezizomycetes; Pezizales; Morchellaceae. Gene Ontology annotation, molecular function: dynein intermediate chain binding.
AUGUCAGAUCCCAAGUUCCCGAAUCUCUCAAAUUCUACUCCUCCUGUACCGACAACCAGGUUGAAACAGAUAUGCAACGAUGCUUGUUUCGCCGCCCUAGAGAAAGUUGAGGCCUACGAGCACUCACGGACCGAGUCCUGGAACACUUCAAUUAUUAACCAUAUACUCCGUGCAUUGAUCUCGGAGUCUAUUCCCUCGUCUGCAGUAUCCUCCACAUCAUCGUCGUCGCCUUUUAAGUUCGCUGUAAACUCUACCAUCAUCCAGCACUUGACUUCACGUCAGGCUCUUCCUUCCACCAGCACGGGCACUGGCGAUGCAGAUAAUGCCGGUAGCGAAUUGGUCUCUGGGCGUGGGGGCUCGGACAGCAGCGCAGGCGUUGGAAGGAGGGGAAUGCACAGCGCCUGUGGGGCAUACUGGAAUAACGAGAGGGAUGGCAUGUGGAGCUUCAAGUACGAAACCAAAGGAAUGGAUGUGGUUAUUUCCGUUAUCUGGAUUGCUGUUUAA